This is a messenger RNA of Thrips palmi, 2946 nucleotides long. It is a transcript of the gene JMJD5, whose product is annotated as lysine-specific demethylase 8. Gene Ontology annotation, cellular component: nucleus. The record is from RefSeq and is a predicted model, not a curated record. Gene Ontology annotation, molecular function: histone H3K36 demethylase activity. The transcript is spliced from 10 exons. Bases 145 to 1629 code for a protein of 494 amino acids. NCBI's taxonomy places the organism in Eukaryota, Metazoa, Arthropoda, Insecta, Thysanoptera, Thripidae.
AAAUAGUGCAUGUCUCGGCUAUACACAGACCCAUUGACUAAUCACAGGACAGAAUCAAGAAUUUUGUGGAAAAAUUCAAAACCAGACAAAACACGCAAAACAUUGCAAUGUUUCUGUUUUGAAAUUUAACGAGAUCAUUCUGCAAUGGCAGACAGUGCAUCAUCGCCCAUCAUGAAGAAUGAUACAAAAAGCAACAGUGACCAUGAAAAUGUUGUUGAAAAGCUUGAGGCCAGUGUUUUAGAAUCACCCAAAUGCAAAAGAGAUUUUCAAUCUAGUUUGUCUGAUUCAGAUAGUGUCUGCGCUGAAGGAGAAACUGUGUCUAAAAAGGCAUCCUACGGGGAUAGAAUAUCUAAGGUGCUUCCAAAACUAUGGAAACUCCUUCCACCUAAUGUGUGCAACACGUUUCCACAGUUGGAUUCAGUUCCGAAACCUAUUUUAAAAUUGAUGAAAGAUGCAGAGGACAUUGUCCUAAAUUUAAACAGUGUAACCAGCAACGGUGAUGAAAGGAAAUUAAGAAAUGAUGCUGAGCGGGCUUUAACGUCCAUACAAGGAGUCUUAGACCACACCUGGGAGCAGCUCAACACUGGUCAUUGGAGAGAUGUUCCUCUGGUCCAUCGCCAUGUAUUCAGUAUAGCCAGUCUUGUCAAGAUUCUUAGCCUUCUUCAGUCACAAGCUGGAGGAGAAGAGACUCUUCUGCGCCUAGCCCUGAAAGCUGCAGAUAUGGGUUUAUUAUUAGGAGCACCUCUGCCUCCUCCAAAUGAGUGCCUUGAUUUAACUGUUGCUGCCAGUGUUUUAAGCACAAGCCUUGCACAAGUAAUUGAUCAGUCUGGUUCUGAAUCAGAUUCCAUCAUCCCAGUGGAAAAGCCUGCGGUACCAUUUAUUCCCACCGGCCUUGUUGGAUCUCAAAUUCAGGAACUCUUCUGUCCUUCAAUUGAAAAGUUUCGAGUUGACCACUUUAAUCCUAAGGUCCCUGUCAAAAUCAAAGGUUGUAUGCUGCACUGGCCAGCAUUCAAGAAAUGGUGUGAUAUUGGGUACUUACAACGGGUUGCUGGUGCCAGAACAGUUCCCAUUGAGCUGGGAUCUCAUUAUGCUCACACUGAUUACUCUCAAAAGUUGAUGACUAUUGCUGACUUUAUUGAACAACAUGUUGUAGGCGGAAAGUUGGGAUAUCUUGCUCAACAUCAGUUGUUUGAACAGGUGCCAGAAUUGAGAGCUGAUAUAUGUGAACCAGAAUAUUGUUGUCUGAGUGAUGAUUCAAUCCAAAUUGAUGAGCCUGCAAGUGAUGGGACAGACAUCAAUGCAUGGUUUGGACCAGCUGGCACCGUGUCACCUUUACACCAUGAUCCCAAGCACAAUCUGCUUGCUCAGGUGGUAGGGUCCAAACGGAUUUUGUUGUUCCCUCCUGAAGCUUCAGCAGCACUUUAUCCCCAUUCAGACCGAUUAUUAAGCAACACAGCUCGGAUUGACCCUGAAAAGCCUGAUUACGAACAGUUCCCCUUAUUUAAAAAUAUUGCGCCACCUGUUGAAUGUAAUUUAGAAGCAGGAGAAAUGUUAUAUAUUCCACCCCGAUAUUGGCACCAUGUUCGUUCCCUUUCUACUUCUUUUUCUGUUAGUUUUUGGUGGAAAUAGGCAUAGUUGACUUCCAAAGAAGUGCAUGUAAGCAAGCUGCUGAAGUUUUGCUAGUCACCUAGGAUGUAAGACUAUUAUUGUGUUCAAGACUGGAAAAAGAAAACAAGAUCCACUCAUUUUUCUGUCCAUAUAGGUCAGAGCUGAAAACUAGCAGGGUAAUGAAAGAUUGUUAAAAAUCAAAGUGCCUUACUCCCUGUGCCUGAAUUAUUACUUACCCAUUUUGUUGAGAAUUUUUCAUAAUUUUAAAUAUUAUAAAAAGUUUUCUUCAAACUCAACUAUUCUGUAGCAGAGUUUUAAAUAAGGGGGGGAAACACCAACAUCUUUACAUUUUUAAGAACUGCUUUAUUUGCAACCAUUAACUUUCACUUUCAAGUUUGCCUACUUAACAUCUAUUCCUAAUCAAGCUAUGACUCAGUAGAAUGUUUGUUAUCACCUGUACAUGAGACUUCAACUGUGAGUUGUACAUAAAAUGAAUGUAGAAAUCUCUGACAAAAAUGAAGUGCUCAUUAGAAAAAGUAAGGCAUGUUACUUAGUUGUUAAAUUGUCUUAAUAUUACUUACUCUGCAUGCAGGGAUGUUUAGGUUGACCAACAACUUAAAACAGUAUUGCUGAAAAAUCAAUAUGGAUCAGGAUUGCAAUGCUUAUUUUCUUCAAGCACUGCCCAUUACAUAGCCCUAGUAGUCCUUUCUUACGAAGUCAUUGUGUGCUGUUUCCUCAUCGUGUAAAAACUUUAUAUGUUUUCAAUGUUUUUCACUUUUGUUUUACUAGUUUUUAUUGUCAUGUGUCAUACAAUAAUCUUUGAGAUUGCCUGUGAGGACAAGAAAUUAUAUUCUAAUUUUAUUACUUGAAUGUAAAUCGUAAAUCUUACUUGCCUAACUUCAUGUCUAAUUAAUUACGAUCGUAAAGCAUCCAAAUGAGAGUGUGUGGUUACUCCAUUCAAUUUUAUUUAUUUAUUUAUUUUCUAAGUUUUGUCAUAAAAUCAGAUGCCUUCACAUGCUUUUACCUACUGAAGCAAUUACCAUUUGUUUCCUAGGGAGCUGUAACUAUUUGAUGACUUACAAAGAAAAACCUGUCUACCCUUUUUCUUUCAUACCAAUUACUGUACUUGGCAGUUUUGUUGGGGAAGCACUAAUGCAUGAAAUUGAUUCAAUUGUCUCAUUCAAAUGACCGUUUGAAUAUCACUGUAUCACCCCAAUUUAUAUCUUAUCUGUAAUAUGCAGUGUCUUUUGCGUACAGCUAAAAAAAUGUGUUUAACUUAAAGACUGAUAUCAGAGACCCUAAUAAAACUUAAUAUAUAUAUAUAUCUCAUUGACUUCA